Colias croceus (clouded yellow) is the source of this 1529-nucleotide messenger RNA. Its product is annotated as EP300-interacting inhibitor of differentiation 3-like. Lineage: Eukaryota; Metazoa; Arthropoda; Insecta; Lepidoptera; Pieridae. The transcript has 7 exons. The record is from RefSeq and is a predicted model, not a curated record. Gene Ontology annotation, biological process: DNA repair. Gene Ontology annotation, cellular component: nucleus; Smc5-Smc6 complex. The coding region runs from base 59 to 880 and encodes 273 amino acids.
ACAUGUAAAAGUGUUUUAACUUAUCAUUUAAACAAGAAAAUCUAAUCAAGAAGACGCCAUGACUUCAUCUACCACGAGUCAUGAUAGGAAGAUGCGGUAUAGGGUCAUACUUCAAGAUUUAAGCUUGGAGCAAGAGAAUGAUAACAAUGAUCAAAGAAUGCAAAAGACGACGGAGGCUGUUCACGAGGUGAAGAAACUGCUACAGCAAGGUGGCGUUGAGGAGAGGGUGCGGCAUCCAGGUGAGAGCUAUCUCGACUCUCGUGUUCUCAGAGCGGCCAGUGACCUCGCUAUAAGUUGUUCUGAAGCCGUCACGGGACUGGAGAAUAAAUAUGACAAACAUGAACUGGCGCAGCAUAUUCGGGAAAACCCCACAUUCUGGUCGUUUUCCCUCCCCCGCGAAGUGUCCACCUCUAUAUCACUACACGGCACGUUCGCACCAACGCCGCCCGAGCACAGGCCGAAGGAGCGGCAACGUCGCGUCGCGCAGAAGAAUGCGCAGUUGAGCGCUCCGGAGAGUGUUGAUCGAUUAGAAAAAACCGACGAAGGCUCAGAGAUGGUGAGCAGAGUGCACCGUUUCAUUAACAAGGCGUGUAGGAACGGAGCCAAGAGUUACUACCAUUUAGUGUUGGACCCCACGAGUUUCACAAAGACCAUAGAGAAUAUAUACUACAUGUCGUUUUUGGUGCGAGACGGGUUUAUCAGUGUCUAUGAACACCCAGAACACGGGCUGCCGUUCGUAGAACCGGUGCCUCAAACGGUGCAAAAUGAAGACAGUUCUGACGAGAACCAAUUUAUUGUUUCUAUGAACAUGGAAAGAUGGCGGGAUCUGAUUGAAGCAUUUGGAAUAACGCAGCCAAUGAUGGUUUUGAAGAGAUUAUAAUAGUUAUUAACUGCGUCCCGCGGUUUCACCCGUAUUGCUCCGCUCCUGUUGGUCUUAGCGUGAUGAUAUAUAGCCUUCCUCGAUAAAUGGGCUAUCUAACACCGAAAUAAUUUUUCAAAUCGGACCAGUAGUUCCUAAAAUUAGUGCGUUCAAACAAACAAACUCUUCAGCGUUAAAAUGUGAAUAUAUAAAAUUAAGAUUGACACUGAUUUGUGAUAUUUUCCCCAAGGGAAGCUAUUUAGUGACUAAAAUAAUACCUACCUCGUUAAUUUUAAAGAUUUGUAUGGAAUUUAGAUGGUCUCACCACAAAACAAUUUAAACACAGUCUAACUUUAAACCAGGGAUCUGUCACUUUAAUAGUUGUCUAUGUGAAAUACGACAAAACCGGAUUAUAGAGAACCCGCGCUUAAAGUUAAACCCUGUCUAAAGUUUUUUGUGGUAAGACAGUUACAGAACUCCAAAAGUGAUAAUGCGCAUAGAAAUUUUCGUCAAAGUUCGGCAACUGUCAUAUUCCCGGAGCGUCCGAAGACGACAUGUAUAAAGAGUGUAAUCGUUAAGUGUGCACAGGUGAUUUUUCCGUAACUAUUGCAGAUAACAAAAAAAAUUAAACUGAUAUUGAUGUCGAAAGUACUUAACAUAAUGAGUAAAA